This is a messenger RNA of Strongyloides ratti, 1542 nucleotides long. Its product is annotated as Cytochrome P450 family and Cytochrome P450, E-class, group I family-containing protein. Bases 1 to 1542 code for a protein of 513 amino acids. Gene Ontology annotation, molecular function: heme binding; oxidoreductase activity, acting on paired donors, with incorporation or reduction of molecular oxygen; iron ion binding. NCBI's taxonomy places the organism in Eukaryota, Metazoa, Nematoda, Chromadorea, Rhabditida, Strongyloididae. The record is from RefSeq and is a predicted model, not a curated record. The transcript is spliced from 4 exons.
AUGUUAGGUAUUGGUGAAUAUAUUUUAUUGUUAAUAAUACUUUUUUUUAUAAUAUCAACACUUUUUACAAAGUUUGUUGCUGUAGGGUUAAUUGUUAUAGUAACCUCAUUAACAUUUUGGAAAUUAAAUGAAUAUUCUAAUUAUUGGAAAAAAAGAAAUAUACCUUCACCAAAAGGAAAAUUAGGUAUUGGAAAUAUAAUAGAACUUUUUGAAAAUUUUAAAAAUAGUGAUGAAAGAUGGAAAAAAAAGUUUGGAAAGACAUAUGGAUUAAUGAUGGGUUUGACACCAGAUAUAACAACAACAGAUUUAAAUAUUAUUAAAGAGGUUUAUGUAAAACAAUUUGAAAAAUUUAUUGAUAGAGAAACUUUUUUUCCAGGAAGUAAUAAAAAAGAAAAAAGUUUAUUUGCACAUGGAAUGUUUAUGUUAAGAGGAGAUGACUGGAGAAGAGUUAGAAAUUUAUCUUCUCCAGCUUUUACAACCGGAAAAAUGAAAAUGUUUGUAACUUUUUUUAAUGAAACUGCAAAUAAAACUUUAGAACUUUUAAAAAAUUAUGAAUUAGAAGAUAAGCCAAUUGAUAUAAAAAAAAUGUGUGAUGGAAUGACAUUGGAUUCUAUUUUUAAAUCUACUUUUGGUUUAAAAACUGAUUUACAAGAAGAUCCUAAUAACAUUGUUCGUAAGAAUGCUAAGAAAGUAUUUGAUGCAAAUGUUUAUGAUCCAAGAGUUUAUUUCAACUAUCAUAUUAAAGAUGAUAAAGAAAUAAAAUUUUUUACAGAUCUUCUUUCACAAUGUUAUGAAAAAAGAAAAAAAGAAUUAAAAGAAGUAAAUGAUGAUGAUGAUAAUAAAGAAAAAGAUGAAGAUAUUAUGUUUGAAAACGCAACAAAAAGUCAAAAAGCAAAAGGAAUGUCUAAAAUUGAGAUUCUUGCUCAAGGAUUUUUGUUUCUUCUUGCAGGUUAUGAAACAACAGCAAGUACUAUUAAUUUUCUUUUAUUUAUGUUAGCCAAUCAUCAAGAAUAUCAAGAAAAAUGUAGAGAAGAAAUAUUAGAUGCACUUCAGGGAAAAGACAUUAACUAUAUUGAUUAUGAUACAGUAAAUAAGUUAAAUUACCUUGAUCAGUGUGUCAAAGAAUGUUUAAGAAUGUUUCCACCAGCAGGAAAAAUAAAUAGAAUAUGUGUUGAAAAGACAACUAUUAAUGGUAUAGAAUUUGAACCAGGUACAAUGGUAUCAGUACCAAUAUUUAAUUUACAUUAUGAUGAAGAAAUAUAUCCACAACCAAAUAUUUUUGAUCCAGAAAGAUUUUCAACAGAACAAAAAGCAGGAAGGGAUCCAUUAUACUAUAUGCCAUUUGGAUACGGGCCAAGAAAUUGUAUUGGUAUGAGAUUUGCUUACUUAAGUAUAAAAAUUUAUAUUGCUCGUUUUCUAACGAAAUAUAGAUUUAAAACAUGUAAAGAAAGUGUUCCUUUACCAUUGGAAAUUGCUACAGUAUCAUUAACUAAACCUAAAGAUACACUAUAUUUGAAAGUUGAAACAAUAUCCAAUUUAUAA